This is a messenger RNA of Penicillium daleae, 699 nucleotides long. RefSeq names its product peroxiredoxin. Gene Ontology annotation, cellular component: mitochondrion; cytosol. The record is from RefSeq and is a predicted model, not a curated record. Gene Ontology annotation, molecular function: peroxiredoxin activity. The coding region runs from base 1 to 699 and encodes 232 amino acids. The transcript has 2 exons. Lineage: Eukaryota; Fungi; Ascomycota; Eurotiomycetes; Eurotiales; Aspergillaceae. Gene Ontology annotation, biological process: cellular response to oxidative stress; cell redox homeostasis; cellular oxidant detoxification.
AUGGCUGCUGAGCGUGCUCCUCUCCGUCUGGGCUCUACUGCCCCUAACUUCGAUGCCGAGACCUCCAACGGUCCCAUCAACUUCCACGACUUCAUCGGUGACAAGUGGACCAUCCUCUUCUCCCACCCCGAUGACUUCACCCCCAUCUGCACCACCGAGCUCGGUGCCUUCGCCAAGCUCGAGCCCGAGUUCACUGCUCGCGGUGUCAAGCUCAUCGGUCUGAGCGCCAACAACGUCGAGUCCCACCACCGCUGGAUCAAGGACAUCGAUGAGAUCUCUGGCUCCCAGCUGAAGUUCCCCAUCAUUUCCGACCCCGAGCGCAAGGUCGCCUACCUGUACGACAUGGUCGACUACCAGGACACCACCAACGUCGACUCCAAGGGUAUGGCUCUGACCAUCCGCUCCGUCUUCAUCAUCGACCCCGCCAAGAAGAUCCGUCUCACCCUCACCUACCCCGCCUCCACUGGCCGUAACACCGCCGAGGUCCUCCGUGUCGUCGAUGCUCUCCUGACCACCCAGAAGCACGGUGUCACCACCCCCAUCAACUGGAUCCCCGGUGAUGACGUUGUCAUUCCUCCCCCGUCUCGACCGCCGAUGCCAAGGCCAAGUUCGGUGAGAUCCGUGAGGUCAAGCCCUACCUCCGUUUCACCAAGGACCCCAACGCCGCCUAAAUGGGGUGUUUCCCUGCGUGUUUCUUGA